GAUGGCAACUGGAAUCACUGUCUUCCUUCCUAUCCUGAUCCCAAGGUUCUCUGUCACCACAAACGACCACACUUUCGUGCAUAUCUAGUUGCUCGCUCCUCUUUCGUCACUGUCACUUUACGGUCCCUUUCCAACGAGCAGAAUGUCUUCUCCCACUGAAACUAUCCCUCCUUUCGGCCAGAUGAAUCUAACCUGCAUGUGGCUGGAAACAAUUUUAUAUGGUAUGUACCUUGUAUUAUAUGGCGGAUGCGUGCACGUCUUGGUGGGGAAACGUGUUGGUGCUCAUAAGAUUCUAUUAGCCGCUUCGACAUUGUCAAUCUUAAUAGCCACUGGGCAUGUCAUCAUUUCAUUUUUGCAAUUGCUUCACGCAUUCACAGAUCCAGCCAUCCUGGCUAUUCCCAAUGGACCUGACAUUUACUUGGGCACGAACACUCUACAGUUUGUCAAUGGAAGCCUUUACAUCUCCAAUCUUUGCCUUCAAGAUUACCUCUUGAUAUGGAGAUUCUACGUUGUUUGGAAUUUCAAUUGGAAGUUUUGCAUUUUCCCAGUUUUGUUUCAGACUAUACAAUUUGCCGUUGCAAUCACUGCCGACGCACACCUUUUCGGGCCAGGCGCAAGUAUUCUGUCGCCCGGUGUCUUCCCCUUGGCUAUGACAGGCUGGUCGAUGGAUUCUUUCAUCAAUGUUUUCGCAACAUGUGGGAUCGCGUACCGACUCUGGAAGGCAGGAAGGAAAUCCUACGAAUUCGGCGGGCGAUAUACGUACAAGUCCACCAUGUUCAUGAUGAUAGAAUCAGGUAUCCUCGCUGCACUAUGCAGCAUCAUCUUGCUCUGUCUUUUGGCACGCGGAAACGUUGCAGGAAAUGUGGGAACCAAUUUUCACACACAACUCGCCUCGACUAUUCCUUUCCUCAUUAUUGUGCGAGUUGGAUAUGGUCUCCAACAUGGAAAAGACGUUCGUACCACCACGUUCACCAGAGGUACCACGACAUUGCCGAGGUUCUAUACCCCUCCACAGGUCGACAACACUAACAUUGAGUUCUCUUCCACCGGUACUGGAAAUUUAGAGAUUAUGGCCUACAACGCAGACAAAAGGGAAAGUGUAAUAAUGUUAACUGACCAAAGUACUGAAGGCUGACUCAUGACAGUAAUGUUCAAGAUUUAACUAGUCACGAGUAUAUAUGAUUAACACGAAGUUAUACAGUUGCGUUCCUGUAGACAUAAAAACGUAUAGUUGAUCUUAGUGAAUACAUAAAUAUUUGUAGUAGU
Messenger RNA from Serpula lacrymans var. lacrymans S7.9, 1266 nucleotides. RefSeq lists its product as uncharacterized. The transcript has 8 exons. Lineage: Eukaryota; Fungi; Basidiomycota; Agaricomycetes; Boletales; Serpulaceae. The record is from RefSeq and is a predicted model, not a curated record. The coding region runs from base 143 to 1135 and encodes 330 amino acids.